UAUAAGCUCUUCAUAUACCACUAAGACUUGAAGCGGGAAGGAGGAGUAGGAAGGGUUACUUGGUUUGUGUGCAGUCUAAGGUUGACGAAACCUGCAGGAAGUAAAGCUUUGCUGUCCGUCACAUUAUUUUGCAGCCAUCUCUGUGAGAAUAGAAAAAAACUGGGCAUUAUGUCCUCGGAGACCGUAGCGCUCGGACCGACGACGAUGAGUAACGGAGGAACCGCGCUGCGUUCACCUGCCGUUGGCAACAAAGUGACCGUGGUACUCGGAGCCCAGUGGGGCGAUGAGGGCAAAGGAAAGGUUGUGGAUUUGAUAGCUCAGGAGGCAGACAUCGUAUGUAGAUGUCAGGGAGGGAACAAUGCUGGUCACACGGUUGUUGUGGAUUCUGUAGAGUAUGAUUUCCACCUUCUACCAAGUGGCAUUAUAAAUCCAGAAGUGACUGCUUUCAUAGGAAAUGGGGUGGUAAUCCACCUGCCGGGCCUAUUCGAAGAAGCUGAGAAGAACUGUGGAAAAGGGCAAAGUUUAGCUGGUUGGGAGAAACGAUUAGUUAUAUCCGACAGGGCACACAUUGUGUUUGACUUCCAUCAAGCUGCAGAUGGGAUCCAGGAACAGCAAAGACAAGAACAAGCUGGUAAAAAUUUAGGAACCACAAAGAAAGGUAUUGGUCCUGUGUACUCUUCAAAAGCUGCUCGAAGUGGUCUAAGAAUGUGUGACCUUGUAUCUGAUUUUAAUGAAUUCUCCAAGAGGUUUACACUGUUGGCAAACCAGUACAAGUCAAUGUACCCCUCCCUGGAAAUUAAUAUUGAAGGUGAACUGGAGAAGCUUAAGAGCUAUGCAGACAGAGUAAAACCCAUGGUAAAGGAUGGUGUUUAUUUUAUAUAUGAAGCUCUUCACGGCCCUCCAAGAAGAAUAUUGGUAGAAGGGGCAAAUGCAGCGUUACUGGAUAUAGAUUUUGGAACGUACCCCUUUGUAACAUCUUCCAAUUGUACAGUUGGUGGAGUCUGUACAGGCCUGGGUAUUCCACCUCAGAGCAUUGGCGAAGUAUACGGUGUUGUGAAGGCAUACACUACACGUGUUGGGAUUGGUGCUUUUCCUACCGAACAAAAUAAUGAAAUAGGAGAUCUGCUACAAACACGUGGCCAUGAGUUUGGGGUUACUACUGGAAGAAGAAGAAGAUGUGGGUGGCUGGACCUAGUUCUGCUUCGAUAUGCUCAUAUGAUCAAUGGAUUCACAGCGCUGGCUCUUACCAAGCUUGACAUUUUGGAUGUCUUCCCUGAAAUCAAAGUGGGUGUUUCCUACAAAAUCGAAGGGAAGACUAUACCUCAUUUUCCAGCAAAUCAAGAAGUUUUGAACAAAGCUGAAGUUGAGUAUGAAACACUCCCUGGAUGGAAUAAAGACACAUCUAAUGCCAGAACAUUUGAAGAGUUGCCAGAAAACGCUAAGAAAUACGUCCAAUUUAUUGAAGAAACGCUGGGUGUUCCUAUCAAAUGGAUUGGAGUAGGUAAAUCCAGGGAGUCGAUGAUUCAACGUUUCUAAGUAGGUUAAUGCAGCCGCAUAAUGGAACACCUCUGUGACCCCCGCACCAGGAAGCAGUCAUUGCGCCUGUUGAAGACCAGCCAUUGGAGCACACAGCAUAUCUACAACCAGAAUGAUCUGUAUCUUGGUUAAGAACUGGAUAUAUUGUGUGUGAUACUUUCUGUAGACUGUGUGUGUUUAUACACGCGUUUAAUCUCCCUCUCUAUUUGUCUUUUUCUCUGUCCUGUCUGAGUUUGUAUGAUUGCCUCAAGAUAAGUAGAUUAAAAUAGUGGAUUGUGUGACUGAUGUAAAUGCUUAGGGAACAUUACAAAGUUAUUCCUCAUGUGUGUGUGUGUGUGUGUGUGCAUAUGCUUGUAUGCCUUUUAACAAAAAAUAAAUAUAUAUAUAUAUGAGAGGGACUGGGGAAGGGGGUCUUAAAUGCAAUGAAAAUCAUUUUGCUUUAAAGGGAAUUUGUGCUGUACACAAAGUAAUUCUGUUACACUGCUUAACGUGCAACAUUCUGUUUCAUCUGGUUGGCAGUUUGAUUAAAGAUCUCUUUUUAUGACUUAUAUUGUAAAAAAAAAAAAAUAAUAAUAAACUUCACUAUGUGGCUG
This is a messenger RNA of Spea bombifrons (plains spadefoot toad), 2129 nucleotides long. RefSeq names its product adenylosuccinate synthetase isozyme 2. Gene Ontology annotation, cellular component: cytoplasm. The coding region runs from base 169 to 1536 and encodes 455 amino acids. The transcript is spliced from 13 exons. Gene Ontology annotation, molecular function: GTP binding; adenylosuccinate synthase activity. The record is from RefSeq and is a predicted model, not a curated record. Lineage: Eukaryota; Metazoa; Chordata; Amphibia; Anura; Pelobatidae. Gene Ontology annotation, biological process: IMP metabolic process; 'de novo' AMP biosynthetic process.